Messenger RNA from Staurois parvus, 1860 nucleotides. The record is from the annotation of a GenBank genome assembly. NCBI's taxonomy places the organism in Eukaryota, Metazoa, Chordata, Amphibia, Anura, Ranidae.
GACAUCAAGGGACACAACUGGGGAGAGGAAGACUCUGAUGGGGAAAACGAAUGUGGGGAGUUCCUAUAUGGAGUACAGGGCACAUGCUGCGCUGACCUGUACAGACACCCUCAGCUAGAUGCAGACAUUGAAGCUGUUAAGGAGAUAUAUGGUGAAAAUGCGGUAUCUGUAAGGGAGUAUGGGACCAUUGAUGAUGCUGACAUCGACCUGCACAUUAACAUUAGUUUCCUGGAUGAGGAGGUAGCCACUGCGUGGAAAGUAAUUCGCACAGAGCCUAUAGUCCUUCGUUUGCGUUUUUCACUUUCUCAGUAUCUGGAUGGUCCUGAACCUACCAUUGAUGUCUUUCAGCCAUCAAACAGAGAUGACUUUGGGCUGGGAAUACAGCUAAAGAAGAUCUUGUCCCUGUUCUCGUCUCACCAGUGGCGGUAUCUCAGUAAUGAGGUCUUACGCUCACAGCAGGAGAGAAGGCUACGUUGGCUUAGAGUCAGUGGUAGUAUUAAAAGGUUUCGAGCUGGGUUGAGCAUCUUCUCUCCAGUCCCUAAGUCUCCCAGUUUCCCAGGAGUUCAGGACUCUGCUGUGCGGAGUAGCCUCACAGGGUCAGAUCUCAGAAGUGGUCUUGCAGGAACAGAUCUCCGUGGUCCCCGUCUCAUGAACAGAUCAGUGUCCUGCACUCUAAGAAACCCUAAAUCUGAGCUAUAUGGCAGUCAUACCACAACACAGGUCAGUGGACACUGUAAGACAGUUCCUACUCUAGAAUAUGGCUUUUUGGUACAGAUAAUGAAGUAUGCAGAACAGCGCCUCCCAACUUUAAAUGAGUAUUGUGUAGUAUGUGAUGAGCAGCAUGUCUUCCAGAAUGCAUCCAUGCUCAAGCCAGCAGUGUGUACUAGAGAGCUUUGUGUUUUCUCAUUUUACACUCUGGGAGUGAUGUCUGGGGCUGCCGAAGAAGUGGCUACAGGAGCUGAGGUUGUAGGUCUGCUGGUUGCCAUGUGUCGAGCGGCCUUGGAGUCACCACGGAAAAGUAUCAUAUUUGAGCCAUAUACCCUUCAGUAGUGGACCCUAAUGACCCUAAAACACUGGCCUUUAACCCUAAGAAGAAGAACUAUGAACGUCUCCAAAAAGCCUUAGACAGUGUCAUGUCCAUCCGAGAGAUGACCCAGGGGUCAUACUUGGAAAUCAAAAAAAACAAAUGGACCGCCUUGACCCACUGGCUCACCCAUUAUUGCAAUGGAUCAUUUCCAGUAACAGAUCCCAUAUUGUAAAGCUGCCCCUCAGCAGGCUGAAGUUCAUGCACACCUCUCAUCAGUUUUUGCUGCUCAGUAGCCCCCCAGCCAAGGAGGCCCGAUUCCGAACUGCCAAGAAACUCUACGGAAGCACAUUCGCCUUUCACGGCUCUCAUAUUGAGAACUGGCACUCUAUUCUGAGGAAUGGGCUAGUAAAUGCAUCCUACACUAAACUGCAGUUGCAUGGAGCAGCAUACGGGAAAGGAAUCUACCUUAGUCCCAUCUCCAGUAUUUCUUUUGGAUACUCAGGUAUGGGGAAGGGGCAACAUCGGAUGCCAUCCAAGGAUGAGCUGGUACAGAGAUACAAUAGGAUGAACACAAUUCCUCAGACUCGAUGUCUCCAGUCCCGUUUUUUGCAGAGUCGGAAUCUCAAUUGUAUUGCACUGUGUGAAGUAAUAACAUCAAAGGAUCUGCAGAAGCAUGGGAAUAUUUGGGUGUGCCCAGUGUCUGACCAUGUCUGCACACGAUUUUUCUUUGUGUAUGAAGAUGGCCAGGUGGGCGAUGCCAACAUUAACACUCAGGACCCCAAGAUCCAAAAGGAGAUCAUGAGAGUGAUUGGAACCCAGGUGUACAGCGAUGA